Puccinia triticina is the source of this 1464-nucleotide messenger RNA. RefSeq lists its product as uncharacterized. The transcript is spliced from 2 exons. Bases 1 to 1464 code for a protein of 487 amino acids. NCBI's taxonomy places the organism in Eukaryota, Fungi, Basidiomycota, Pucciniomycetes, Pucciniales, Pucciniaceae. The record is from RefSeq and is a predicted model, not a curated record.
AUGAGGCUCCUCGGGUGUGGCAAUGUGCCCCCUAUGCCAGACAGGAGCAGAGUUGGCAGAGAAGUGUUGAGUGUCGAGGGAGAGAGAACGGCCAAGAACCACCACCACCACCACCACAGCAAAAGCACCAUGAACCUCAGCAGCAAGCUCUGUCUCAUCGCCAUCCUCCUCCUCAACCUCACUCGAGCAUACUCGGCCGAGGCCCUCGACAGCCAGAACCCCAAGCAGGAUGUCGAGGACAGACGACGAGCAACGGCGAGGACGGAGACCGUGACGAUAGAAAACCAGCUCACCAACGAGCUCGACCCCACAGCCACCCCGAAAAGCUUCCUACCGCAAGAUGCGCCGAGUGGGUUCCUCUUGGCCGCGGGGAAAGAGCGCGAAACAGACCGUCUUGGACGGGAGAACAAUAGCCGCUCACAUCUGGCCCCGUUGGCCAAGGAUGACCGCCGACUCGAGCAUCGAGAGGAGAGCUCCAAGCUGGUCCUCAACGACUCCUCCGACCCUCUCCAUCUCCAAUCUCGAAGACCUAAAAAAAAACCCCGCUUGUUGGCCCCGAUCCGGCGAUUCGUUGCCUGGCUCUUCGUCCUCUGCACGACCAAGAACCCCAUCUGGACGCUCUCCUUCAAGAUCUUCAAGGGCAUCUUCUCCAUCUUCUUUCGCUCCUGUCGCGCUGUAAUCGGCACCCUCUUCGGCUUUUUGACCCACCUCAUGGUCUGGUUCUGGGACGAAAUCUUAUUUCCAAUGACGUUUCCGAUCAGAUUGGUCUUUUGGCUUGUCGUUAUUAAGCCGCUGGACCUGACCAAGGCGAUGUUGAAGAAGCUGAAACCGGUGAUCCUCUUCCUGAUAUCUGCGAUCGGGAUGGGCAUAUUCAUCGGGAUGAUUGGCAGCUCGACCCAUCUGUGGAUCGGCGAUUGGCUGUUCCCCUUGCAGCACAAGACCGACAAGCAAAGCAAGAAAGACACGAGCUUGAUCGGGCGCAAGAAGCGGCGUGAACAGAGCGACCGCACGGCGGGCGAUGACCGGGUCGACCAGCCGGGCUCAAAAGACUCUCCUCCAAAGACCGAAAACGGACGCGGAAUAGGAGACGUGAUGGAAGCGUCGGACGACUCGAGCCCGUCGGUGGAUGCGGACCUAUCGGAAGAGCCAGACGAAGACUGGACGGCCUUCAAAUUAGAGACAGAGCUAUCGAGCACCCUUGAGCCGAACCAAACACGAUACACCUCGGCGGUCCAGAAGCUUCGAUCCCCGUCGGCCGCUUCCUCCUCCGCCCGACAACGGCAUUACCAACACCAUCUUUCCUCAGACGACGAGCCCUCUCCAUCCCCGGCCUCCGUCCUCCCCGAUACACUCGCACACUCCCACUCCGAUUCCGUCUCGAUCCUCAAACACUCCCCUCCCCCUCUCAAUUCGUACUCAUCCUCCUCGAAUCGCAAAAAGAAAGUCACCUUCAAAACUGACUGA